Messenger RNA from Gastrolobium bilobum, 1488 nucleotides. RefSeq lists its product as uncharacterized. The transcript is spliced from 6 exons. Lineage: Eukaryota; Viridiplantae; Streptophyta; Magnoliopsida; Fabales; Fabaceae. The coding region runs from base 1 to 1488 and encodes 495 amino acids. The record is from RefSeq and is a predicted model, not a curated record.
AUGGUGAGACAGUUGGCAAUUACCCAGACAGUCCAGACUUAUGCUCCACAGUCCGGCAAUCCAUGUGGCAUAUGUGGUGACCCUUUUCACCCCACUGAUGCUUCCCCUCUCAGCAAGAGGGCCCUAUUCCUACAGAACUCAGCUCCCAUUCCAUCACAGACAGUUCCAAAUCCAAAGGGAAGCGGCAAUGUUUGUGCUAUUUCUCUACGGUCUGGCAAAAUAGUAGAGGAGCCAACCCAAGCUGCCGUUGAGCCAACCCAGGGAAGUGACACUAGUGCAGGGAAGCAGAACACUGAUAUGUCUGAUAUGCACAUCUCCUUGCCUUUCCCUCAAAGAGCCACCCAGUCUAAGAAGAAAGCGGAAAAAGCUCAAGAUAAAGAGAUUCUUGACACCUUCAGAAAGGUAGAGAUAAAUAUCCUACUCCUGGAUGCGAUUCAGCAAAUUCCAAGAUAUGCAAAGUUUAUGAAGGAGUUGUGCACUAACAAGAGGAGGCUGAAAGGAGAUGAGCGAGUUAGCGUCAGUCAGAAUGUGUCAACACUCAUCCAGCCCAUGCCCAAAAAGUUUCAAGAUCUAGGGACAUUUACUAUUCUUUGCAUUAUUGGGAAUUCUAUUUUUCAUGAUUGCAUGUUAGACAUAGGCGCAUCCAUUAAUGUUAUGCCUGAAUCUGUGUAUAUGUCUCUUGGUCUUGGUCCCUUGCGUGCUACUGGUAUUGUUGUUCAGUUAGCCAACAAGAGUAGAGUUCACCCUUCUAGUGUAGUUGAGGAUAUAUUAGUUAGGGUGAACAAUCUGAUUUUUCAUGCUGAUUUCUAUAUCUUAGGGAUGGAGGGUGAGACUUCUAGUAGUACAAUUAUACUUGGUAGACCUUUCAUGAAAACUGCUAGGACUAAGAUAGAUGUGCAUGCUGAUGAAGUGGUUGAUGAUAUCUUUGCUGAUUUAACUGCUCAAUAUCCAGAAUUUUCGUCCUUCCUUGAUUUUGAUCUGUCAUAUGGUUGUACCGACAGUAGUGACUGUACAACUUGUGCUGAGAUAGCGUUUGGUUCUGCAUUGAAGUUGAAUUCUAAAUUGCUAGUUGAAAUUAUUGAUGAUUCUAUUUCUGAGAAUUUGAUUGCAGGCUUAGAUGUUAAUGUGUUUUCUGCAGAACCUGCACCCACUAGACUUCUCCCACCCACUGAGCAGCCACCUAAGUUGGAACUGAAGGUUCUGCCUGACCAUCUGAACCAGUGGGUCAGCCCGGUUCAAGUGGUUCCUAAGAAGUCUAGAGUGACUGUAGUAGCGAAUCAGAAAAAUGAACUGGUUUCGGCAAGAGCUCAUAAUAGUUGGAGAGUCUGCAUAGAUUACCGUAGACUAAAUCAAGCAACUCGCAAGGAUCACUACCCUUUGUCAUUUAUUGAUCAGAUGCUUGAGCUGUUGGCCGGAACACCACAGCAACAUGAGGAUACAGAGAUGGAAGCAGAGUUCAGGCUGCUUGAUGCUGCUUAUUCUCCUUAG